Molecule: messenger RNA, 744 nt
Organism: Emiliania huxleyi CCMP1516
Lineage: Eukaryota; Haptophyta; Isochrysidales; Noelaerhabdaceae
Exons: 3
Coding region: 1-744 (247 amino acids)
Molecular function (GO): calcium ion binding
Source: RefSeq, a predicted model, not a curated record
AUGCUGCUGCGGUUGGGACUCGGUCGGGCCCUCGCGAUCAGGCCGACGUUGGCGAGGCGCGCCCAGACCGCGCGCCUCGGGGGCUUCGCGUGGCGGCGCCUCGCCUUGACCGCCGGACUCGGAGUGUCCACCGCGGCCGUCAGCGCCUCGUGCGACGCCGCUGCGGAGGAUGAUUGGGCCGCCCGGCUGCCCCUCUGCGAGGAGUCGCUCGCAUUUUACGAAAAGCUCUUCAAGCAGAUGCUCGAGAGCCACGUCGGCAAGGGCUCGCGGUGGCGGGAGCUCAAGACGAUUGCCAACAUUCUCUUUGCCGUCCUCGAUCACGACGCGUCGGGCACCAUCUCCUUCUCGGAGUUUGCGAGCGGAGUCGCUCUGAUCAAGGCAUCGCGCGACUCGCUGUCCGAGGACGCGACCAAGGAGUUCGCCUUCCGCGCCCUCGACCUCAACCACAGCGGCUACAUUGAGAGAAGCGAGCUGCUCUCCUGGGUCAAGGUGCUCCAGGGCAUCGGCGGCCUCAAGCCGCAGGACGCCAACGCGAGGCUGAUGUGUGUCGGGCAAGGCGACGUGGGAGGCGGCUUCGGCCGUACGGUCAGCGCGCAAGAGCUCACCUCCAAGUUCAUGAAGGCGAUGGACGCCGACGGCGACGGGAAAAUAUCGAAGGCGGAGUUCUUUCGGCUGGGCCAAGCGCUCAUGGACAUGAGCGCGGUGCACAAGCUGCUGGCCACCGUCCCCUUCCCCGGCGACUAG